Molecule: messenger RNA, 5906 nt
Organism: Podarcis lilfordi (Lilford's wall lizard)
Lineage: Eukaryota; Metazoa; Chordata; Lepidosauria; Squamata; Lacertidae
Source: the annotation of a GenBank genome assembly
AUGCAAGAGUGUGGAGAAAUAGCUCACGCACUGCCACCGCCCCAGGAAUCAAAGGAAAUUGUUAUUGACUUGGAAUACACCCAUGGUUUGUUGAAAGUCCAUGUUGUUCAGCAGGUAAGUUGAAGGAUUGUAACAAGAAGAAAAAGAGGAACCUUAAGUUCUAUGCAGAGUUCUGUGCAGUUCUCCUUAGCUGUUUGCUGUAUUUGGGAGCUUGUGACCAAGACUUACAAACAGACUUUUGUGAAGGAAGAGACUGCAGAGAGUGAGCUUGUGUUUUGAAUUAAGGCUAGUUGCUUGUCUGAGCUGAGGCUUGCUUAUGGGUUUGUAUUUCUGUGGGUGUGCACAUGGUCUAAGAUGGAGCAGCCACUUCUGAGAGGAAUCCAGGCUAAAGGAGGAAGUGAGUUGGGAGAAGGGGUUGGCAGCCACCAGCAGUUCUGCUUAGCUGUUUGCAAUCUCUGGGAGCUUGUGACCUUGCGUUUGCAAGGGAGGUUAGCGGGAGAGUUUGAGGGGGAGGCCUGGAGUGCUCUCUCACAGUAUAUAGUGGUACCUCUGGUUACGAACUUAAUUCGUACCGGAGGUCCAUUCUUAACCUGAAACCGUUCUUAACCUGAGGUACCACUUUAGCUAAUGGGGCCUCCCACUACCGCCAUGCUGCUGCUGCUGCUGCUGCGUGAUUUCUGUUCUCCUCCUGGGGCAAAGUUCUUAACCCGAGGUACUACUUCUGGGUUAGUGGAGUCUGUAACCCGAAGUGUUUGUAACCUGAGGUGUUUGUAACCCGAGGUACCACUGUAUGUAGAUCCAGGAGACAUGGAUGGCAAGGGAACUGCUGUGGUGUUCUGCAACACUUGUUCCACAUUUGUCUUCCUGCCUGAGAAUAUGUGGAACUACACCUGCAGCAAGUGCAAGCUGGUUGCCUCGCUGGAAGAGAAGGUACAGCAACUUGAGGUCUGCUUAUCCACUAUUAUCUGCUGUUUGCCACACAGCUCCACGCAAGUUGAUUAUAAGGUGUGCAACAUUAAUGUCCCCAUUCUGGCCUCACAUAGGAAAUGCAUUUAUUGAAACUGUUGAAGCAGAUGCAGAAGAGAAGACAAUUCUUAACCCAAACAGCCACUCCACACACCCCCCCCCCAUGGCUGGCCCAGUAUAUUUUGCUGUGUGAGGGGCUCGCCUCCUAUGUUUAGAAUCCAGUUGGACUAGUGGUUGAAUAUUAAACACUGGUGAUAGAAUAGCUUCUUUCACUGCACCUAAGGCAGCAGACGUCUUGGCUGCAGUUUCCACUGACUUUAAAACUCGAGUUUUGUUGGUGAAUUUCUACAAGCUUUUGUGCACAGGAAGUUGUUGUCGUGAGUUUCCAGUUCAUCUUUAUUGUAGCAGUUUAUAAUGCUUUGUAGCCUCUGGAGAAAACUCCAAGGAUGGAACUGAAGAGAUAAAAAAACUCUGUUAUUCACUGUGACGUUCCUACACUUCGUGCAAUUUAUUGUGCAUGCUAAAAUUCAGUGGUAAAGUCAUAACUCUGCUCCCUGGGGUUUUUUGGUUUGUGUGUGUGUUAUAAUACAGUAUUUCUGCAGAAUAAUUUUUCAUUUAAAAUGGAAACAACCGAUUGAAGCCAAACUUGUUGUACAUACACCCUCUUGUAAUCAAUGUGAAAAGUUAGUUCUGACUCCAGUGGGACUAGGGUGCAACCCCAAAUAGCUAAUAUGUACCCAUGUGACAGGAUAAAGCCAUAUUCAUAAACAGCUAUAGAAGUAAUUUGCUCAAGCAUGUGGAACAACUUUGUAAGAUACAAAGGUGGUCAUGCAGUUCUGAUGAGGUCAUUCAAAGUCCAUCUGACAUUGCAGAUGGCUAUUAUCAACCUGUCAAGGUCUAUAGUAAAAUGUGUGGAGAUCUUGCUGACAUACUAGGAAGCCUGCUGUCUGAUCUUCCAUUGCCCAUCAUUGCUUAAUAGUACAGCUUGCUGUUUGUGGCUGUUGGGCUAGGGCUCAUUAUAUCAUCUCCCCUUUUAUGGAAAAAAGAACUUGAUGCAAUAGAUUUUGACGAGAUUCCUCAGGGGCCUCCCCUGCCACCAGCCCCAUUUUGGCAACACUUGAAUAAUUCUUAGUGGCACUUUUUAAGAUAUCACACUCGCAUUGUGUAAAUGUUGUCUGUAAGCACUUUGGAUCAGGGCCUGCUUGCUUAUGGAACUCAGUAAAUCAUUAUUAUUAUUUAUUGAAUUUAUAUACUGCCCUAUACCCAGAGGUCACAGGGCGGUUCUACAUAUAAUAUAGAUGGCACUGUACAAAUGAGCACUUAACUUUUAAAAUGUUAUAGUGGCAAGAUUAUAUGUUAACAACAACAGGAAAAGCCCAGUGCUAUAUAAAAAUGUGUUAUUGAAAUUAUCUCUGUUUUUUAAGCUGGAUAUGUUCAUCCACUCAUUUUGAAGAUUUCUCUUUUUCUCCAUAGCUGACCAUGGUUUCUUUUGUACAACAACAAAAUGACACGGUUUUGGAGAUAACCUGUUUAACGGAUGUGAAGCUUUUGGUGAUGGCUUUGAGAAAAAUGACCCGUCUGAACAGUAAGAAAAUUUGUGCUGCUGAAAAACAUUUUUUUUAUAAAAAAAAUGGCACUAGUGCAUGUAAGGGGAAUGAUCUAAUGAUUACUGUGACUUAUGGUUGAGUUCAAUUACAGCCCAGAUUCCAUUGGCAACUAUUCCCUUGGGGCUGUGCCCCCUCCCUUUAGUCUUGGCUCUCUACAGCUAGUGCUUGUUCUCUGGAUUGCCAAUUAGUUCAGCGGAGGACCCUCCCCUGUGUGAUCUUUGCAGAUUGCUCACGAGACUGCUAUAGUAGCUGUUCCUUGACAGCCCUUCAUCCCAGCCAGCCUUUAUUAGUUCUGCCUUCUGGUUUAAUCUCUUCAAUUAACUUGAGUGGGUGAGGGUGGAGAGGAGAGGAGAGGAGGGAACGGAAGCUCCACUACACUUUUGAGAACUUCCCAGUGCUUCAUCCAUAUGUGUAAAUCACUCGGUGUAAACGCAACAAUUUUCACACAUGUUGGAUUAUCACAUGGAACUUAUGUGGUUCCUACAUAGCCCAUAAUGUGUGCUUCUCUCUGCAAGAAGCCAAAGUAUCUGGGUGUACCCUCACACUGCAACUGAUGAUAAACUCUACUGGUUCAUAAAUUCUGCUUUAUAUCCUGUAUGUAUUUAUCUUUUCCUAGCAGCGUGUGCCAUUAGUUUGGCCUGCCUUCUGUUUAAAAUGUAGUUUAGCAAGAAUAACUAAAUGCAAGAGAUGAGGAAUCUGUGUCCUUCUGGAUGUUGUUGGAUUACAGCUCCCGUUAUCCCUGACCAUUGGCUGUAAAGACUGGGGCAGAUGCGAGUGAUACAUCAGCAAUAUCUGUAGGGCUGAAGGUCUGCCAUCUGUGUUUUCUGAUAUUAGCACAACUGAAGCAGUUUGGGCAAACAGUACAUAAAACACUGUGCUAAUGGGGUUGCUUGCAUCCAUACUCUGAGAUAGUCUUUGGACCAAACAUCUUGGAAUGCUGUUCACGUAAUUAGCUAUUGCACAUGGGAGAUUUUUAAAGUAAUUAACAGCUGUGUGUGGAGGGGGCAGUCAGGAAUGACACCAUGAUAUGAAUUGGGGGAAAGAGAGAGUAGUAUUUUCGUCAUGUGUCCCACCAGGGCAAUGAUUUCUGUUUGCACAGAGGGACUUUCCCUCCUCCUCCUUCCUCAUGUAUCCCAUGUACCCUCCUCAAAUCUAUUCUAGGGGGUUGGGGAAACUCCAGAACAGAUUUAGGGACUAUGCAGGGGUGGGGAGGAAGAAGGGGGAACAAAAAGCCAGGCAGGAAGGGGGAAUAAAAACUAGAUAAAGUUUGAAACUUUAUCUGCAACUAGAUAAAGGUGGUGUCAGGUGUGCCUCCCUAGGGAGAGUGUUCCACAAUGGGGAUGCAUCACUGAAAAGGUCCAUUUUCUUGUUGCCACCCUCUGAACCUCUUGUUCAGGGGUCAGCAACCUUUUUCGGCGUCCCUCAGACCAUGUGGUGGGCCGGACUAUAUUUUGAAAAAAAAUAUGAAUGGAUUCCUAUGUCCCACAAAUAACCCAGAGAUGCAUUUUAAAUAAAAGGACACAUUCUACUCAUGUAAAAACACACUGUUUCCCGGACUGUCCACGGGCCGGAUUGAGAAGGUGAUUGGGCCGCAUCUGGUCCCUGGGCCUUAGGUUGCCUACCCCUGCUCUUGUUUGCCAAGAAAGAAUUCAUUUCAUGCAGUUCUCAUUUUUUCUUGCUCGUCUUUUGGAUAUCUGCCAAUUCCUCUUGCCAGUUUGAUAGUGGUUCUUGCCUCAUAGCCCUCUUUUGCAUGAUGGCAAAAACCCCAAUAUUCACCUGGAAAAAUGCUUCUUGGAUGUAUGUUUAGCUUUCCCUUACACUGAACUUCAUGGGCAUAUGAUACAAUGCUAGACUUCUUAGCUGGCCAGAUGUUCAAAUGUAUGAUCAGGUACAUAGAGUGUUCUCACUUCUUUUGUGCUGUGUUGUGUCCAUGAUAGUAUUAUUAUUCAAUUUAUGAGUUGCCUAAUAAAAAUGCUCUUAGGCAACGGAUACAUUCUAUCUCCUUCUCUUCCUGAAUCCUAUCCAAAAAUAAACCUUUUAAAAUUAGACAUACAGGGUUCUGAUGGAUAGGAUAAGCUCUGGAUCUCUGCUCCUUGUGUUCACUUUUGAAAAGGAGAACCUGAGUAAGCCCCUCUAUCCAGCACAGAGUCUGUUGCUUUGAGAGAAAACAGUGGCGGGCAUAUUUGUAAACAUGGCUAGCUGGAGUAGGCCCAAGACAUUUUGGCACCUGGGGUGGACCCCAAAAUGGCUUCUCCCUCCAUGUCAGGGAAAGAAGGGGUAAGGGAAGCUAUACAUCAGGAACAAGGGGGAAGAAAGAUUGACAUCGGGAUCUGCUGCCCCAGUGGCUCAUGCCACCUAAAGCGGAUUACCUCACUUGCCCCAUUGGGUGUGCCGGCCCUGUGGCUACCACUGAAACAGAAAUAGGUUCUUGAGUUAUACACUGUCUCAGUUCAUCACAGAAUAGCUCUUAGAGUCCCUGUUUUGGAACAGAGAGUGCUGCUGUAAACUUGUCCUGCUUAUGGUCUUCCCAUGGACAUUGGUUGGCCGCUGUGAGAAUAGAAUGCUGGACUAGAUGGGCUUUUAGUUUGAUCCAGCAGUGCUAUUCUUCCUUUCUCAUGUAUGAGGGUCUGUACAGAGCAGCCCUCCCAAACCUGGUGAUUGCCAGAUACUUUAGACUAUAACCCUAGCCAGAGACUACACCGGCCAUCUUUUCUGAAUCCCCACCCCAUCCCUAAUAAUUGGUGAUUGAUUGGAUUUCUGAUUGUGCAUACUGCUCCAAAAAGCCCGGAGAAGUAUAAUUGUCUGCAUUAAGUGGAAGAAACGGUCAGUAAAAGACAUGUAUGUUGGGUUUCAGAAGGUCUUUUGCAAGAAUUAUGGAAUUCUAAGCAGGAAAUGAUAAUGAAGAGGAGCCCGCCAUUAGUUAUGCCAUGAGAAAUGUACAUGUGUCUGGGUAGGCCAGUGUAACUGCAGAGUGCAGGUGCUCCUUUAAUGUUUCUUCCGAAACUUAGGAGAGAUAUAGGGAAUGCUUACAGCAACUGGAGUUGCGAUGACGUGCUUAGGUGGAAUUUCCCCAUGAAAUACAGCCACUGAAAAAUUCUAGCCACGAGACCAUGUUUGAGAAUAAGACAGUUUAUUGUUAAUUGGACUAACAUGCUAAGUUCUGGUUUAUUUUUGUUUCGUUUUUAUACAGUUUUAUGGAAAGUUGACGUGGCAGCCAAUAUCCUCCACCAAGCUACCGAGAAACUGAAAGACUCUGCCCUAAACUGCCUGCAGCCGCUCAAGAAUGGGUAUGAUGUUUCAGUACAGAAAAUGGAAGAAAGAUGGAGAAAAUGA